Messenger RNA from Histoplasma mississippiense, 747 nucleotides. RefSeq lists its product with no specific name. NCBI's taxonomy places the organism in Eukaryota, Fungi, Ascomycota, Eurotiomycetes, Onygenales, Ajellomycetaceae. Bases 1 to 747 code for a protein of 248 amino acids. Gene Ontology annotation, molecular function: calcium ion binding. Gene Ontology annotation, biological process: calcium import into the mitochondrion; mitochondrial calcium ion homeostasis. Gene Ontology annotation, cellular component: uniplex complex. The transcript has 3 exons. The record is from RefSeq and is a predicted model, not a curated record.
AUGGCUGGAGUUAAGGAUAGUAUAAAGGAUUCCCUCAGGGGAACCAUUGUGCCGGAUCCAACCCUGCCAGUUACAUCCCGGAUCAGGGCACAUUUCCACCAUCAUUCUAGAAUUGAUAGCGAGACAGAAGAGCGAUAUAUGAACGAGGAGGAUUUCAUCAAUGCCAUUGCCCCCGUACAUGAAGACUAUCACAAAAUUAAACGCGAACAAUACGGUAUCCUAUUCCGAGUUGCCGACCGACGAAAGACUGGCAAAGUAAACCUGCAUGAUUGGGCCGCGUUCGAGAAUCUAAUUGCCAAGCCUGAUGCGGAAUAUGAGAUUGCAUUCCGUUUGUUUGACGUUGAGGGGACGGGCGCGAUUAAAUAUGAGACGUUCCAAAAGUUAUAUAAGGAGAAUACGGGGAGCGAUAGUAUCCCCUUUGACUGGAACUCGGAAUGGGCAUCAUUGUAUACAGGAACGAAGAAGCGACGGCAUGACAUGACCUACCCUCAAUUUGCACAGAUGCUCCGUGGCCUCCAGGGCGAGAGAAUACGUCAGGCAUUCCACCUUUUCGAUAUGGAUGGGGAUGGAUACAUCGAGCCGGAGGAUUUCCAGCGUAUCAUACUGAAGACCUCCAAACACAAGCUUUCAGAUCAUGUGCUAGAUAAUCUACCCUCCCUGUGUACCAUCAGCGCGGGAACGCCAUCAGCAAGAGUCACGAUGGCAAAAUCACCCGCACCGAUUUCCUCAACGAAGCCGCUCGCAUAG